UCCGUCUGUCUGUUGUAGCAACUGAGUAGCUGCUCCAACGGGAAGACGUGGUCGUGGAUACAGUGUUUUUUCAAUGGUUAAUCGAUUGAAAUUUGUGCGUUUCGAAGUUUUGUCGCAGAAGCUAAAUUCACCAAGAAAGUGAAAGUGAAUGAAUGACGCCUGAAAGCUGAUUUCCUCCUGAGCACAUUAGACUGUGAAGUAUGAAUACAGAUAUGCAGGUCGAGCUGGACUCGGUCGAGGCCGAGCUGGACACGGUGGAACUGCAGCUCGCAGAGAUCCUGCAGAAAAAGGCUGAGCUCACUUCUCGGAAGAAUGCCCUGCUGCAGCAGCUGGAGGAGGCCUGUGACACUGCACAGCCUUUGUCUUCUUCUGCCUCAAAGGCAUCUGAAGCCAAGCCAGCGAUGAGCAAGCAGGAAAUGCAACGAUAUGAUGGCACAGAUUUUCCAUGGUCCAGCAACGUGGAGCAGCACCUGAAGGCCACAUUCCAUCUCUCUAACUUCAGACCUUUGCAGCUGAAAGCCAUCAACCUGACCAUGUCAGGCAAGGACCUGUUCCUGGUCAUGCCCACAGGAAGAGGGAAGAGUCUCUGCUAUCAGCUUCCUGCAAUCUGUUCUAAUGGUUUUACACUGGUCAUCACUCCCCUUGUAUCCCUGAUGGAGGACCAGUUGAUGUACCUGAAGACUAUUGACGUGUCAGCAGUCAUGCUCAAUGCAUCCAGCAGCAGGGAGCAUGCUAAGACGGUUAUGGCUGGAAUGACAGAUCCAAAGGCCCCCUUCAAGCUGGUGUACGUGACUCCAGAGAAAAUUGCUAAGAGCAAGCUCCUAAUGUCUCGUCUGGAGAAAGCCUACAAAGCAAACCUCCUGAGUCGUAUUGCUGUUGAUGAGGUGCACUGUUGCAGCCAAUGGGGUCAUGACUUCAGACCAGAUUAUAAGCUGCUGGGCAUCCUGAAGAGGCAGUUCUCCAAAGUGCCCCUCCUUGGCCUCACAGCCACAGCAACCAGUAGUGUCCUGAAAGACUGCGAGAAGAUCCUGUGUGUGCCACAGGCAAUCACGCUCACUGCUUCCUUCAAUCGAACUAAUCUCUACUAUGAAGUUCGUAUAAAGGAUUCUGACAGUGAAGCAUCAGUAAAUGACAUAGCUGCUCUGAUUAAGAGUAAAUACAAGGACCAAUCAGGAAUUGUGUAUGUAUUCUCUCAGAAGGAUGCAGAGUUGGUGUCAGCAGAACUCCAGAAGAGAGACAUCUUGGCAUAUCCUUACCAUGCAAACAUGGACUCUGAGGACAAGUCCCGGGUUCACCGCAAAUGGACCUCCAACAAAAUUCAGGUCGUGGUAGCCACUGUGGCAUUUGGCAUGGGCAUUGACAAGCCUGACGUCAGGUUUGUCAUCCACCACACCAUCAGCAAGUCCAUUGAGAACUACUACCAAGAGAGUGGACGGGCAGGUCGAGAUGACUCUCCGGCUGACUGCAUUGUCUAUUUCGGCUUCGCUGAUAUCUUCAGGAUCAGCACCAUGGUGGUGAUGGAGAAUGUUGGUCAGCAGAAAUUGCUGCAGAUGGUAGAUUACUGCCAGAAUGUUAACAGGUGUCGGCGCUCUCUCAUGGCAGUUCACUUUGAUGAAGUGUGGGAUGAUGAAGGAUGCAACCAGAUGUGUGAUACUUGCAGUCAAGCAAAAGAUUACCCCACUGUGGACAUUACCCAACAUGCCAGGCAAGUGGUGCAGAUUGUGGAGCUUGCAGCCUCCAUGGAUGAGAAACUAACCCCACUGAAACUGGUGGAUGCAUGGAUGGGGAAAGGCCCUGCAAAGCACAGGAAGAUGAUUCAGACCACCACGCUGUCUCGGCGACAGGCUGAAGUUGUGAUUGUUCACCUGCUCCUGCAGGGAUACCUCAGAGAGGAUUUCAGCUUCACACCUUACACCACCUACUUCUACAUGAAGCUGGGCCGCAAAGCUUCUCUGCUGAAGAACCCGACACACACACUAAGCGUGAAGAUGAGAGAUGCAGGGGCCGGAGCUGCUUUGGACACCUCAGCUGUUAAAGUGAAUGAAGAGGAUGUCAAUAUGACCUUAGACUCCACUGUUGUGGAGGACAACUGUCCUCCACAACCUAAACAGAUAAUAUUUAAAGAAAAGAGGAACGUAUCGAGAAGACAAGACCUGAAGCCAGUCAGCCAGACAAACAAGCAGAUGGCGAGACCAGACAGAUAUGGAAAGGCAGAGGAAAAGAAGAAUAAACCUAUCGUAUUUCAACAUAUAAUUGAGGUGGAUGUUGAAAUGAACAGAGUACAUCAUGUAGGAAUCAGUGAUUGUCAGAAAACACUGUCACAUUCAGAUAAACCUUGUUCCAGUUGCAAAUCCAGCACCCCUCAGAGAAUGCGAAGGAAAGCUUGUGCUCACACAGCUGCAGCCACACGACAUGUUCCCUGUCCAUCCACCCAUAUCACUGUGCAUAGCUCUCCUUCCCAGACCUCCAUCAUCUCUGACACAGCAGCUGAGGAGCUCUGCGACCUCAGGAAUUAUUAUGGCGAACAGCUGAGGAGAAUAAACAACAUUUCCCACGAGUACUUGGGGCAGCCCACACAUCCAGGAGUGCUGGCUUGUAUCAGGGAGCCUUUGAAGAGCCUCCGCCUGCCCCGUGGACUGAUCAUUGCCCAGACAGCUCGAACCCUGUGGACACGCAUCAGUGGCAGGAGAAAGCUGGUCCACUGCUGACUUUUGUUACUGUUUAAAUAUAAAAAUAAAAUGAACUUUGUU
Messenger RNA from Pelmatolapia mariae (spotted tilapia), 2750 nucleotides. It is a transcript of the gene recql, whose product is annotated as RecQ helicase-like. Gene Ontology annotation, molecular function: ATP binding; nucleic acid binding; four-way junction helicase activity. The transcript has 15 exons. Gene Ontology annotation, biological process: DNA replication; double-strand break repair via homologous recombination. Gene Ontology annotation, cellular component: chromosome; cytoplasm. NCBI's taxonomy places the organism in Eukaryota, Metazoa, Chordata, Actinopteri, Cichliformes, Cichlidae. The record is from RefSeq and is a predicted model, not a curated record. Bases 201 to 2708 code for a protein of 835 amino acids.